ACAAGUGACAUCAGCCCACCAUUAUAACAAGCAAAAUGUGGAUAAUGCUAUUAGCAUUCAAUGGGUAUACAUCCUCUUUGUCAAUUUCUGUACCACCAUGUCAUCAGUCCCAUCUCCAUGAAUACCCUUUUCAGCUGGCGGAUGUAAUUUUCUCGUCUGUGAUAUAGUAUCAGUGGACAAUGGGAUGACGGUUCAAGCAACUUAACUUUCGCCUCCGUAACAUGUUUGACGCGUCUACUGGAGACCGUUCCCCACACACCCAGCAACUUACCACACAAUGGGAUAAUGUUGUCUCUCGCAUCUGCCUGCCUGACUUUUCCCGUUUUCUCCUGGCUCCGCCGUUCUCCGACCUCCAGAAGGCAGCAGAAGACGGUCCAGUCAUUAUUAUUCCUAUCCUCGUUCCGCUCGAUAUCUCACUUGCCGAGGUCUCCGAGCUGUCAUCCGAGUUCCAAUCUCUCACAGAACGUGUCGAUUCUUCUGACCGUGGACUUGAAUCAUACAUGAUUACAGGCAUCCUGCGCAAGAUUUUGGACUGUGUCGUUGGCCCCAUAAUUCAACCUCUGAGGGGGUUAAUUAGCCGUGGUUCGCGCAUUUGGUGGUGUCCUAUCGCGGAGUUCGCACUGCUUCCUCUACAUGCAGCGGGACCCUAUGAGAAAAAGAGCCAUAAUUUGUCUCACUUUUAUGUUUCAUCCUACACCCUAACCUUGGUGGCACUCAUUCGAGCGAGACAGCGUGUUUCUCAAGAUGCGUCCGUUCAGCAUUUCGUUGCCGUCGGUCAAGGAAAUCAGAUGGAGGAAAGGAACUUCGGUGUGUAG
Molecule: messenger RNA, 815 nt
Organism: Suillus paluster
Lineage: Eukaryota; Fungi; Basidiomycota; Agaricomycetes; Boletales; Suillaceae
Exons: 2
Coding region: 222-815 (197 amino acids)
Source: RefSeq, a predicted model, not a curated record